This is a messenger RNA of Octopus bimaculoides (California two-spot octopus), 4194 nucleotides long. RefSeq names its product rho GTPase-activating protein 19. The record is from RefSeq and is a predicted model, not a curated record. Gene Ontology annotation, cellular component: cytoplasm. Lineage: Eukaryota; Metazoa; Mollusca; Cephalopoda; Octopoda; Octopodidae. Gene Ontology annotation, biological process: regulation of small GTPase mediated signal transduction; signal transduction. Gene Ontology annotation, molecular function: GTPase activator activity.
GUUGUAGAUCAUUGUGGGACGAUCUCAGUGAAUGAAGAUGUACAACACUUUGAAGGGAAAUGGUUGAAAAGAAGAGGUCCAUGACUGUAAUUGCUUUUCCAGCAAACUUGAAGGUUCAACUAGUCGCUCUACAUCAGUCAUGGGUAAUCCACAGCCUGUGAGACUUUCAGAAUGAUGAUGUCAGUACUCCAGAAGGAGUUCAACAAGAGUGUUGUCCGACUCAGAAAUUGUAUGCCCGAGAAGUUUUUCUCAUUAUGUUUAAUGCACUUAUCUGUUGUGCUUGACUUAAAUGACAGUGGUUUGGAGGAAAUACUGUCUGACAACAAACCAAAAAAGCCUCUUACUCCACUCCGGAAAAAGAAAAAUGAAAGUAAAAGUGGUCUGUUUGGUAGUCAGUUAACUGGAGAGAGCAUUGCUUCAAUAUUUCGUUUGAUUGAAUUUUUAAAACAUCAAGAAAAUAUUGAAUGUGAAGGUUUAUUCCGUAAGACAGGCAGUAAUAACCGACAAAGUGUUUUGAGAAGCAUGCUUAUUCAAAAUAAUGAAUUAAAUCUAGAAAGUGGGAAAUUCUCACCUCAUGAUUGUGCUUCUGUUUUGAAAACUUUUUUGAAAGAACUUCCUGAAUGUCUUAUGAUGGACAAAUUUUCUAAAGCGCAUAUCCAAUUGACAGAAAUGGCACGUCACUGUAAGCUGGAAAAUAACAAGAAGCAAGCGAAAGUACUAAAAGCCAUCCAACUGCUCAUACUUCUGCUCCCUAAAGAGAACACUUUACUACUUGAAUGUUUGCUUGAUCUCCUCUCUAAAGUUGUAACCGAGAAAAAAAAUCGAAUGACAACCAAAUCUCUUGGCACUAUAUUUGCACCCCAUUUCCUCUGCCCAAGAAAUCUCUCACCUUCAGAAUUCCAUGUGGCAGCAGAAAACUUUUCUGAACUUACAACUUUCAUCAUUGAGCAAGCUGGUGAUGUAUUUAAGAUACCUAAGGAUUUAGCCAAAGAUGUAAACCAAUUCUGGAUGGAUAUGGAGAAUCCAAACAAAUCACCAGAAAACUUUUUUGAUAUUACUGAAAGCACACAUCCUCUGACUUCUCGGAAGGCAACAAGUGAUGAUGCAGUGAACACUUGUGUGAAUUUUGCUGACCGCAAUUUAGGCAGUGAAGAUGUAACGCAGACUGAGAUGGCAAAACUAUACAACCACAUUCAAUCAAUGCCGAACACUGCCAAGAAAAGGAAGUUGUUAAAGCAGUUCGCCAAAGCUAACCAUACAAAUUUAGAUUCAGUUUCUCGCUCAAGCAAAGAGAAUCUCAGUAUCUAUCAACGGGUCAGUCAAUCAAUCAGGUCAACAGGGCGUCAAACCCGGAGUCGGACUUUUGGUUUAGGUGAAAGCAUCAUGAGACAUUUGCCUCGAAUGAGAAACAGACAGAGAGAUGGGGAAUCCUAUUUCUAUGGCUCCAACUCAGUUUUCAAGUAUAACAAAGGGAAAAAUAAAGAGACCACCCCUUUUGCAUGGAGUUCAGUUGUUAAUAAUUUAAGACGUGAAGAGGUGGCCUCAUGUUGCUUGAAUUCAACUUACAAGCCAACGUUUACUGACUACAGUACAAAGAAUACAACAGAAUCUUCUUGUCAAACACUGGAUGACACAUUAAUUCCUGAACCACCAAGCUCUCUACUGAAAAAGAAGCUUGAUUUUGACACUGUCUUACACAGUGAGACUGGGAGUCCACUUGUUCAUGUGGUAGACCUCCAUGAAUCAUCGGUCACUGUGAAGAAUACUAGGAAGCGGAAGAGUGAUGAAUCUGAAGAAAAUAAAGAUAAAAUCACAGAAACAGUUCCAUCCAUUGAGAAUGAGAUUAGCUACUUGGCUAAUGAUAUCAAAAAGUUAAGAACAAAAUCAUCGACACCACAGUGUGGAAUAGAAGAGCUUGCUUUUUACACUCCUAUGACAUCAUUUCGAAAAAACCACUACAGAACUGCUUGCAAACUUCCCCGUCGACCAAUGGGUAUUUGCAAUACACCAGUGACUGAGAGCUGUGUCUGAACAUUUACUUUCACCUAAAAUAAUCGAUGUACUGUACCUUAUGAAAUGAGGUAGUUUUCUUCUACCUUGCUCAAAUCACAAACAUGACAACACCACCACUUAUUUCUCCUGGCUGAUUCUGCAAUUGCUGUUAGCUGAAAUGUCUAAUGACAGUUUGCCUUCUUCCACAUUUCCACAGCCUUUUCUUUCUAUUCGAACAAUAUCUUAAUUUGCAUUGUGUGAUAUAAUUUCUUUUUUUUCUUUUUUUUUAUUUUUUUUUUACAUAUAUAUGUAUAAAUGUCUGCAAUCCAUUGCUUCUCUUUCCCAUCUUUCAUCAGUAUAUUCGACCUUACUAUCAGAUCCCCAUUCUCCCAUUCUCUCCUGUUGACUCAAAUUUAUUUAAGUGAUACAUAUGAGUGUAUGUGGGUAUGUGCAUGCAAUUUACACUACUGCGAUGCAAAAUGACAUCCAAAACUGAAUAUAAAAAUGUGAUUUGUAAACUAUACAUAUAUAUAUAUAUAUAUAUAUAUAUAUAUAUAUACUUUAUGUAAAUUUGAAUCUAAAACUGUUUUACAUAAAUCAUAUAUCUCCAUUUUAAAUGUAUCAUAUAACAUACAAUAUCAGUUCAUUUUCUCCAUUUCUAUUAAACAACAUUUUUUUUUUGUUUUUGUUUGUCAUUAAUAAUCCCUCACAGACUUCAGUGUUCAUGUUUUUGCUGUCACUUCCCUUUUCUUUCAUGAGAUUUUGGUUCUUCAGAUGAAUGGUUAAAACCAUUGGGAAUGUUCUGUACUACAGAUAGCACUAUAAUUAUAGAAACAAAAUGUGAAGAGCUCUUGUUGGAGAGUGUAAAAUGUUUACAGAUGUGAGCUGGACUCCUGUAAACCAAAUAUCCAAAAAAUUAUACAUUAAGAAACAACAGGUUAUAUUCAAAGAUAUCUUAUUUGACAGACUAUACAGUGGAGAACUCUUCCUCCACACACACACACAAGGGUCCCAGAAAGUCGACCGGGGUUGGUUGGCGUUAGGAAGGGCAUCCAGCUGUAGAAACUCUGCCAAAUUAGAUUGGAGCCUGGUGUUGCCAUCCGGUUUCCCCAGUCCUCAGUCAAAUCGUCCAACCCAUGCUAGCAUGGAAAGCGGACGUUAAACGAUGAUGAUGAUGAUGAUGGUCAGAGUCUGGGUUAUUGGCAUGUCAUACUGUCAAAAAUCAAGGUGCACUGUAUAAACUUGUACACCUUGUAAGUCGUCAAAUAUUGUAGUUAGUUGCUGAAAUUUGAAUAUGCUUUCUUCUUUGUCAUGUAUUUGUGUGCAAAGAGUUAGCUAUUUUACCUGUUCAUUCCAUGAGACUUGGUGUGUUAGAAUUUCAGUUCCAAAUCUAAGUACAGCUAUAGGGUAAAUAUUCUUUAAUGAUUGCCCUGAAAAUUUUUAAUAUCUACCCUUUGAUAUAAAUCUGUGUUUUCAUCUAUACUAACAAAAGAAAAUAUUAAAGCCUUUAUUUGAAUAAUUAUUCAAAUCCGAGUAUAAGACAUUUUGGCGUAGCUGAUUUGAUGUUUUAAUGUUUCUCUCUCUUUCUCUUUCUCUCUCUCUCUAUCUAUCUAUUUAUUUAUGCAUGUGCAUGUGUUUGCCUCCAUUGCCAAAAAGUACUGUCACCAAAACAGGCUGACUGUCCAGUCAGCCGGGCCAAGCCAGGCCAGAUCAUCAGCGUUCAAAUGGCUGCACCCAGUCAUCUUGUUCCUUUCAAAGAGAUUAUUUCAUCUUUCUAUGAACUAUUUCAAUAAAAACUGUCUCCCAUUUUAGACAGAUUCUUACAAAAUCUCUUACAUUAAGAUGGUGCCAGGACUGAUAAGCUAUGUGACUGUAUGUAUAUGAAACAAACGAAUAUCUGUUCAUUGUUCUUGUUGCAUUUUAUCUUGCAACAAAACUUCCCAAAUAUGUAGCAUCCUUCCUAUGUUCUUCAUUAUUUCAUUUUUAUUUAUCAAGUGUCUAAUUCUUUUUUCUACUUACAAUUUCACAGUCUUCAUGUAUAUAAACAUGAAACAUGAUAAAUUUUUAAAAUCCUUAAUUACUCUCUUAAAGGAUAUUAGUAAUGUAAAUUGAGGGAAAUUUUGAAUUGGUUUCUCUUCUAAUUAAAUAUAAUUAAAGAAACCAUGGUUAUGAAUUGAGAUUAAAUACAUUUCCUCUGCUCUU